GCGCUGCGCCUGCGCACGCCAGCCCUCUUUGUUUGUUGACAAGCGCAGCUCCUCUGUUUGCGAUCGGACGCCGUGCGCGACGGACGUGGUAGCUCUGCACUUUGCAUACAACACGCGAAUUUUGUGUUACCGUGCUAACUGUAGUUAAUUCAGUGUUGUUUUGUUAUACGUACUAUUGUACUGUUUAUAUUUGUCCAAUAAAUUGUGAAAAGUGUGUUUUGGAUCGCUAAUCUGUUGUCAACGACGAAAAUUACGUCUCAGUUCUGUCAGAAGAGGGUGGCGGGGCCGGGCGCGAGCGGGGAGCGCGGCGCGCGGGGGGGCAGCGCGCGCGGCAGCUGACCGCCGGCGGCGGCUCAUGUGGGCGGCCGGCGCGUGCUGCGCGCGCCCGCCAGCUAGCAGGCACUCAUGCGUGACGGGGUGAGUAAACGUGGCGGGGUGGCAGGCGAGGGCGCCGGCGCGGCCGCGCGCGCGCCGGUCAAGACCUUCCAGGCCUACCUGCCGCCGGCGCACCGCACCUACAGCUGCAUACACUGCCGCGCGCACCUGGCCAGCCACGACGAGCUCAUCUCGAAGUCGUUCCAGGGCAGCCAGGGGCGCGCGUAUCUUUUCAAUUCAGUUGUGAACGUGGGCUGCGGCCCGGCGGAGGAGCGCGUGCUGCUGACGGGGCUGCACGCUGUCGCCGAUAUCUACUGCGAGUGUUGCAAAACCAUGCUCGGAUGGAAAUAUGAGCACGCAUUUGAGUCGAGUCAGAAAUACAAGGAGGGCAAGUUCAUCAUAGAACUGGCGCACAUGGUGAAGGAGAACGGCUGGGACUAGCCGCCCCCCGCGCCGCGCCCACGCCCCCUCGCCCCACACACGAUAAAUAGUAUAUUUUUGUCAAACGAAUAAUUCUUAUUGGGAGUUCGUGUGUGGGGCGUGAGGGGCGAGUGUGGGGCGUGAGGGGGAUGUGUGGGGCGUGCGGGGCGUGCGGCCCCACGCCGCGACCUACGCAUAAGUAACCGAUCUCAGCCGGCCGCGGCCGCAUUGGGCUUACAAUUGUAAUGUAAUGGGAUUCUUCCCAACCGUCACCCCGCUAUGUCCCCACGUGGGAACAGAUGGGAAUAAAAAGUUUCAUCCGUCCUACCUUUUAGUCCCACUAUCAGCAAUAAGGCGACAGAUGGAACCGUUUUAAAAUAAAGUAAGUUCCAACCCCUCGUCGCAAAGGGUGGGACGGCUGAAACUUUCUAUUCUCAUCUGUUCCCACGUGGGGACGGAGCGGGGUGACGGUAGGGAAUAGUCCAUGUAAUGUUAGUUACGGAGGAUGGCGCCGCUCGGGCGGGUGUACCUUAAGUUGUAUUAGUUGUAACAGCCGCAGCGAGAGAACGCCGUUUAAUUUCUCUUGUCCCCUUACCUGUGAUAAGUACCUUAGUAUAGAACUUUUUUUUGGAUUACUUGAUUUUUCAAGAGUCGCUCGGGAACGGACGCGUUCCUCCUCUCUGCUGUACAAUCGCUUUCGAUUUUGUUUUACGUUUCGAGGAAACUAGUCGCGGAGGUGAAUUCGUUUUUUUUUUAAUAUGCGUCAGAAUUUGUGAUCGCUAGCUUUAGUUAUGAAUACUUUACGAUUCCUUCGUAUUUGUAAUGUCAAUUCUCAUUUAUUCACGUAGAAUUGUUUAAACUUUAUAUUCCUUAUCGAGUGUGAGCUGCCGAUAGCGGCGACGAUUUUAUACUGAAGGAGCGGCGUUUUAUUAUUCAUUUAUUGUUUCUAUUUUAAUGUAAUACUUAGUGACAUUUAACCUUGUAUUUUACUGUAACGUGCAUUGUGUUUAUUGCCUGAGUGCAGUCCGAGCUUCAAUGUAACAUCAUUAGUUAACGAACGUUAUUUACGAAACAUUCGAUUGCGUACUUUGGGAACAUUUUGUUUUAAACAGUGAUUGCAACUCGAGAAAUUCAAGUGUUCCAAGUACGUAAUAUCAUAGACUAUUGUAAUAUUAAAAGUAUGAAUAAUGAGGUAUGUACGAUGCAAUUAGUAUAUAAUCCGCACGUGCAUGUCAACGGAAACCGCCUCCAUGUGUACUAAAAGUCGGCCAUUUUGUUCUCAUAGACAAAUGAUGGACUCAAGAAAUUAUAGUGAUGCUCAAUGCGAUAUAUCAGAGGUUAUUGUUUUAAUAAUUAUAACAAAAUAAUUAUUAUUACAAUAAUAUAUUUAAAUAUAAAACAUUUGUCGGUGAGGUUACGAGGAGCGUUAUUACUGCCACUAGUGAUAUUUUUAAUAUAUUUAAAAAGUUCAAUAAGUCACGCCCGUUAGUGGAAAAAAACAAUUAUUUUUACAUAUGUGAAUAGUCUGCUAAAUUUAGGCGUUUCAAAUUUGUCUAGAUUAAGACCAUGUUGCCAUGUAAUUAUUUUUUCACGUGUCUGCGACCCGUUUUAUAAGUUGAAUAUUUCGUUAUUUCACUUAUAAAAAGGAUCACAAGUCAAUUUUAACACCAAUAAAUGUAAAUGUACGAAUGCUGUAAUGAAUUUAUAUGGCCUAAAUGUGAACUGGCAUUGGAAAGCAUUUCUAGAUUUUAAAACUGUUACGUCCUGUCCCACCAAAUUGUAAAUUGUCAGAUAACAAUCCAACGUGUAAAAUAUGUGAUGGUAACAUCGUAUUUUGUUUUUAACCUAUCUGUGCCUCUAACAGCCAGUGUUGGGACAGGCCCUUAAAAUUGCAAAUGUUUGUUAAAAUCCGUCUUUAAAUGAAACCAACCGCUCUUUUCAUUGAAAAGUGUGAGUUGAAAUCAAUUUUGUUUCGAUUAUAGAAAAUUAAUUGGCAUAACAACAAUAAAAAUAAUCGCUUAGCUAAAUAACAUUGUUAGGCCGUUAUUAAAUUAAAGAGUAAAUUCGUAAUAGUGUUCAGUACCUUAAAAUAGUUCCGAAUAGAAUUACCGCCAAUUACUUUUCUAUUACAGUAGACUUGUAUUAGAAUGUUUAUUAAAUAGACUUGAUAAUAGGACCAGAGAUUCUCAAAUUAGUGCAUAAAAAGACCUAGUUUAAAAUGGGGUAGACAAAGCAAUAACAUUUUGCAUUUCACACGAAAAGUUUGAAAAUCACUGGUCUGUGCAAUAUUUCGCCGUACGUCACGUAUGAAACAAUGUAAAAGUGAGAAAAAAUUGAGAAAAAAAAAUGCUAGAUUUCUGUGAAGCAUAUUUGAUGUAUUUUUCUACUUGAUCGUUUAGGAAUGGUAUUAGAUAUUUUUGGACCACUGUUAGGGUAAAAUCAGUAUUGGAGAAAUAAAUAGUUUUGGUGAAUGUUUCAACAUUGUGAUUGUUGGUCGAGAAUAGAGGUUUAAAUGCUUUUUCUUAGAUGUAAAAUGCACUGGACAUAUUCCUAAUAUACGAAGAUCUUAUCAAAAACAAUUCUUAUCUUCAUACUUAGUUUUAUUUUUUUUUUAUUCCAGUUUCUAUACAAAAUCUUUUCGGAAUAUUAAUAUUGAAAUAAUUUGAUGUGAUAACGUGAUAUUAUAUGAACGUUUUAAGCAAAUUUUAACGUUUCUGAGCCGAAUUUACUAGCGAGAGCCUUAAGUGAUUGAAAAAUGCGAACUUAAAUGCAAGGCUUCUGACGUCAUCACGUUAAAUUAUUUGUAAACAGACUGUAAAUAUUUUUUUAAAUUCACUCCUAAACAAGUGAAUAAGUUUCAGUUUUUUUAUGUGUCUUAUUUUUAUCGUUUCCAUUACUAAAAUAUGUAAAAAUAUAUCAUUUAACUAUUUGUGGUUCAGUGUAAGCCCACGGUUAUGUUCAGUGCUAAACUUGCAUAAGGUAUCCGUUAGUUUAUCUGAAAUAAACCGCUUAAUAUUUUUGUAUUUUCGUAGCGUGAGAUGCUGCGAAACAUGUUUCGUGUCUAACGGCCGUGUAUGCAUUAUGCUAUAGUGUUUCGUAAAACAUUUGGUUGAAAUAAUAAGUGCGUAAUAAAACAUUAUUUCUUAUUAAAAA
Messenger RNA from Papilio polytes (common Mormon), 3948 nucleotides. It is a transcript of the gene Ypel, whose product is annotated as protein yippee-like CG15309. The record is from RefSeq and is a predicted model, not a curated record. NCBI's taxonomy places the organism in Eukaryota, Metazoa, Arthropoda, Insecta, Lepidoptera, Papilionidae. The transcript is spliced from 6 exons. Bases 406 to 816 code for a protein of 136 amino acids.